AUGACCUUUAAUUUUUGUGGUCUUAUAUUCUACGAGGCAUUUCCUAAACGGGUUAUACUUAAAGGAUCGUUAUCACAUACUCCAUUUUUAUGUAUCAGAGUCGUAACCAAGGGCAUAUAUCCGACGCUAGUAUUGGAGAACAUAAAAAAGAAUCUAGACACUUGUACAAACAUCGGGUUGCGAAACUUCAUCAUCGAAGUAGUUACUGACAAAGCUGUAAAUCCACCGCACCAUGAGAAAUUAAGAGAAAUUGUGGUACCGUCAGAAUACGAAACUAAAAACGGUACUUUGUACAAGGCUCGGGCCCUACAUUACUGCUGGGAAGAGGGAAUUAACAAAUUGGAUGAUUCCGACUGGGUUGUUCACUUGGACGAAGAGACGUUAUUAACUGAAGAUGCAGUGCGAGGAAUAUUAAAUUUUGCGAUGAAUGAUAAUCAUACCUGUGGCCAAGGAUUAAUAACGUAUGCCAAUGGAGAAAUUGUUAAUUGGUUAACAACAUUUGCGGACACCUACCGCGUAGCAGCAGACAUGGGAAUGUACCGAUUCCAGUUUAAAGCAUUUCACAAAUCGUACCAUGGAUGGAAAGGCUCUUACAUGGUUUUGAAGGCAAGCACCGAGAAACAUGUUUCGUUUGACAACGGACUUGAGGGAUCAAUUAUUGAGGACGGCUACUUCGCCAUAAAAGCAUCAAGCAAAGGCUAUUCGUUUGACUUCAUAGAAGGCGAGAUGUGGGAAAUGAGCCCAUUUACUGUGUUGGAUUUCAUGAAACAAAGAAAACGAUGGCUGCAAGGUACCUUAGUACCUGGACAAGAUUAUUUUAGAUUUAGAUAG
This is a messenger RNA of Leptosia nina, 831 nucleotides long. NCBI's taxonomy places the organism in Eukaryota, Metazoa, Arthropoda, Insecta, Lepidoptera, Pieridae. The record is from the annotation of a GenBank genome assembly.